AUGAGAGCGCAUGUGCGUCGGUCUCACAGCAGAUUGGGGAGGCCUCGGUCCCACAGAAAGGCCCUUCUACGGAAUCUCGCUACCCAGCUAAUAAGACAUGGCAGCAUCAUAACGACGGCAGCCAAGGGCAAGGAGUUGCGUCGCGUAAUCGACUCUAAAAUUAUCUUAGCAAAGAAGGGAGGUCUUCACAAUUACCGCCAGGCCCUUGGCUUUUUUUACGACAAGAAACUUACAAGGAAAUUGUUUCAGGAGGCCCCGACACGAUUCGCCCGAAGGAACAAUGGAUUUUCUCGAUUGUUUUCACGUUGGUUUCCAGCACCAGCGUUGCCUGCUGGUGCUCUUGAAGUAUUCUUGGGGACUGUUUUCUCUAACUGGCUGGUCAAGUUUUUUAGUGUGUAG
This is a messenger RNA of Eimeria maxima, 399 nucleotides long. RefSeq lists its product as hypothetical. Gene Ontology annotation, cellular component: cytosolic large ribosomal subunit; ribosome. Gene Ontology annotation, biological process: translation. Lineage: Eukaryota; Apicomplexa; Conoidasida; Eucoccidiorida; Eimeriidae. The transcript has 4 exons. The coding region runs from base 1 to 399 and encodes 132 amino acids. The record is from RefSeq and is a predicted model, not a curated record. Gene Ontology annotation, molecular function: structural constituent of ribosome.